UCUACUAUCUCGAAAAGACUCUUCUUUUUUACACUCUCUCUCUCUCUCGCUCCCUGUCUCUGUUCUUGCUGGAGGGCACUAGAGAAAGGUAGGGUAAAAACUCAAACCCUAAAACCCUGCACCAAACCACUAAGACUCUAGAGAGUAGCAGCUCAAAGCGUAGCAAACCAAACCCCAACUCCUGAAAACCAUAUCGCAUUCCAUUCCGGCACCAAUCCAAAGCGAAAAUAUUUCUUCUUUUUGUGAUUUGACACUCCCCACCUGAACCCUUUUUUCCAUAAGCCAUUCCAUUUUUUCUCCUUGAAAAGGAAAGCUCUGCUAUACCCCAUUUCAUCGUAUUUAUUUCGACUUCCACUCCGUAGUUCUCUUCUUUUAGUGAACCUUUAGAAAACAGAGCAAACACCUACAGCCCCAAGAUGCCAAACCCAAGAUUCAUAACCUUUAUCUUGAUUUUCAUCAAUGUAGUGGCUUUAGUGACCCCCAAAUCCACAAUCGAACCCUGCUCUAACUCUGACUCCUGCAAUGCUCUUCUUGCCUAUACACUUUACACAGACCUCAAAGUGUCAGAAGUGGCUUCCCUCUUCCAAAUUGAUCCAGUAGCUCUCCUCACAGCCAACGCCAUCGACAUCUCUUACCCAGAUGUCGAAAACCACAUCCUCCCUUCGCAACUCUUCCUCAAAAUCCCCAUCACUUGCUCUUGUGUUGAUGGAAUCCGCAAAUCCGUCUCGACCCACUACAAAACAAGACCCUCAGAUACAUUAUCUACCAUUGCAGACUCAAUUUAUGCAGGUUUGGUUUCUGCGGACCAGAUAAAGGAGGCGAAUUCAAUUGAUGAUCCUUCAGUGCUUGAUGUGGGGCAGAGCCUUGUUGUUCCUUUGCCUUGUACUUGCUUUAAUGGGACGGAUAAUUCGUUGCCUGCUAUUUAUUUGUCUUAUGUUGUCAAGGAGGUGGACACUCUGGCUGCCAUUGCUGCACGGUAUGCAACUACACUAACUGAUUUGAUGAAUGUUAAUGCUAUGGGGAGUGUUGCAAUCAUGGCUGGCGAUAUACUUGCUGUACCAUUGCCAGCCUGUGCUUCCAAGUUUCCAAGAUAUGCUUUUGAUUUUGGUUUGAUUGUGCCAAAUGGUAGCUAUGCUAUCUCUGCAAGUCACUGUGUCCAAUGCAGUUGUGGACCUGGAAACCUCAAUUUGUACUGCAUGCCUGCUUCCUUGGCAGUUUCUUGUUCGAGCAUGCAAUGUAGGAAUAGCAAUCUCAUGCUUGGGAACGUUACAUGGCAGCAGAGUAGUGCUGGAUGUAAAGUAACUUCUUGUAGCUAUGGUGGAUAUGUCAAUGGAACUAUUAUAGCCACGCUGUCAACAUCUCUUCAACCUCGAUGUCCAGGCCCGCAACAAUUUCCUCCCCUGGUAGCACCACCUACCACAGUGAUCAGGGAUUCAAAUUUUGCUCCAGCACCCGCACCUCAGUCAGAUGGUUCUAGUACACCGACAUCGACACCCAAGACAGGAGUUGUGCCAGCUACUGGAUCACUUCCUGGAUUAUCUCCAGCAAGUGGCCCAAGUGGAAGUAUUUCUGCUUCUUUCUCGGCCAAUCCAUCAUCCACUCUCGUAAUUGCAGCAGUGCUAUUCUUGUUUGCCAUGGCCUCCAUUCCAUUGUAGUUUUACCAUGAAACUGCUUGUCCAGGUGGCAUAGUUUUGGUUCGUGUGGUUUGUUUCUUUUUUAAUAGGGCCCUUUCUGUUGUAUGUAACAUUUUUAGUUUUGCCUCUACCACUUGAAACUGAGAUACGGGAAACCAUGGGCUGUCUACGAGCCUGGUUGGUAUUUUGAUCUGCUAGCUUGCUGCAUUAUGUACUGCAAGGCUUGCCAUGGGCAGUUGCCCUUUUGUUAUUCAUUCGUCGCUUAAAUUAUCCAGAGCUCAAUGAUAUUUGUUCGCAAUUGUGUUC
Populus euphratica (Euphrates poplar) is the source of this 1940-nucleotide messenger RNA. Its product is annotated as lysM domain-containing GPI-anchored protein 1-like. NCBI's taxonomy places the organism in Eukaryota, Viridiplantae, Streptophyta, Magnoliopsida, Malpighiales, Salicaceae. The transcript is spliced from 5 exons. The record is from RefSeq and is a predicted model, not a curated record. The coding region runs from base 417 to 1655 and encodes 412 amino acids.